Cylas formicarius (sweet potato weevil) is the source of this 7858-nucleotide messenger RNA. Its product is annotated as inactive dipeptidyl peptidase 10. Gene Ontology annotation, biological process: proteolysis. NCBI's taxonomy places the organism in Eukaryota, Metazoa, Arthropoda, Insecta, Coleoptera, Brentidae. Bases 1144 to 3621 code for a protein of 825 amino acids. The record is from RefSeq and is a predicted model, not a curated record. Gene Ontology annotation, molecular function: dipeptidyl-peptidase activity; serine-type peptidase activity. The transcript is spliced from 15 exons.
AAAUAAUAAGGGGCAAUUCUCGAAAUAAUAAAAAAAUACAAAAAAAUCCCAUUGAGUCAUAUUAAGUAUUAUUUUGAGAAUUUUUGACAAAUUAGGAACAAAUUCUAUAAAGUGGUAGUAAACUCUAAGAAUAAACUUAUGAAUUACAUCAAAAUAAAUAGUGCUUCAUUGAAAAUGAAAUAAUUUUUUUGGAUAAUAUUUAAGACUUAUCCGAGAAAUAUAUCUUGUAUAUAAUUCUUUGUCUUAAAUUAAAUUUUCAAAAAUUCUUUUUUUAAAUUUUUUAAAUCAAAAAACAGCAGCAAUAUAUAUCUCAUUUAGUUACUUUCCGCUGACUACAAAAUCUAAAGCAAGUGUGCCCGUUAAAAACUUUUAUUUUUUUCUUGAACAUGCAACAUAAAAUAGUUAAUGAAAGACAUUACAUACUGCAAAAAACUUGUAAAACUUGCAAUACAACUAACCAAAGAGUCACUGUUAAUUGAAUAUACUAAUUACUGAAUGAAUAAUUGUGCACUGACAAUCACUAAAUGAAUACAAGAGAACAGAAACAACCUUUUUUACUACUCCACUCUGAGAGAUGGAGGAUUUUUGGAACUAAACAAAUACUUAUGGAUGUGAAAUGACCUCCAGCGUAAAUCCGAACCUCUAUCCGAACCAAAGACAUUUUACCACAGAAGAAAUCAUGAGUGCUGGCAAAUUGCAAAUUGUUAAGUUCCUUCAUUAUCUGGAUCUAUAGCACAAAGAAAUAAAGAAGAAGAGGAAAGAAAUAUCUUUGUCGGCAGUUAAGAUAAAAACAUUUAUUAUCAAACUUUCAUAUGAAGAAUGAAGAGAUAAGUAUUCUCGUGAACUUAAUUAGAAGUAAAUUCUAAAAAUAAAUGUUCUAACCUUCAAAUCUUUGUAUGUCCCAGAUGGUUACACCGAGUAAAACAGAUGCGUUCCUGCAAUGCUGCCAAGUCAAUGCAAUUUUUAUGAUUGAUCCGCGUAUUUAUGAAUGAUCUGUUGGUAAUCUCCUUAUGGUCUAAUGUCUUUGAUUUGACCCUAGUUUGAACCUAAUUUCAAAUAUUAAGGAUUAGAAAUCAUUUAUUCUCUAACGAUUACGCAACUAAUUUGAGAGUGUUUUCAUCUCCACCGCUCACCUUUAUACGUAUGGAGCUAGCAUUGCACGAGGAUGAAGGACAUAAUUGGUGGUCGAUCAUCUUUUCCUUACUAGUCAUCGCUUUGGUUAUUUCCGGCAUAGUAGCUGCUAUAUUUCUAGUGGGUUAUGUUGACGAACUUCUCUACUGGCACGGCGAGAGAAUGAAGCUCGAGCAAUUCCUUCAGGGUGAACUUACUCCUAGACGACUCCCUUCUACUUGGAUAUCCCCCACCCAUUUUGUUUACCAAGCCGACGAUGGUAGUUUAGUUGUAUUGGACACGAACAAAAGUUUUACCGUUUCGAUUUUAGUCACGAAUCACACGUUGAGACAACUGAACGUCAAAGGUUACCAGUGUUCAAAAAAUUUGAAAUACGUUCUGUUUCAACAUAACGUGCAAUUGGUUUUUCGACAAUCCUACACGGCCCACUACACGAUUUACGAUGUGGAUAAAGACCAUCACAUUCCAGUUCGGCUAGAAGCAUCUCCGAAAGCGCAGCCUUUACAACUUCAGUACGUGAGUUGGCUGGGUGACACAACUUCUCUUCUUAUCGUACAUAGUAACGAUAUUUAUUACCGAAAUUCUCCAGAAGAUGAAACGGACACCCGGCUUACUUUUACUGGACAACCAGAUACGAUUUACAAUGGAAUUCCGGACUGGUUAUAUCAAGAGGACGUUUUGCAGAGUCAAGAGGCGUUGUGGGCUUCGUACGAUGGAACGCAUUUAAUGUAUGCCACCUUUAACGAUUCAGAUGUCGCUAUUUUGAAUUUCCCGUGGUUCCAGACGGGGUCUGUGUUAAGAACUGGAAAGGAUACGAAAAGGACGCAAUCAUUUCCCGGAACAAAAACAGUUAGAUAUCCUACCCCUGGAACCGCUAUCCCUCAAGUGCAACUUUGGAUCGUGGAUCUCACCAAUCUCACGAACUUAGAAUACCAACAGGUACUACCGCCGAAAGCCUUAGUAGGACAGGAUUACUAUUUGACGUCAGCUAGUUGGAUAGGGCAAAAAAACACGCAAAUUUCCGUUGUGUGGAUUAACCGUGCCCAAAACCUUAGUAUUGUAUCUGCGUGUCUCGCUCCCAACUGGACGUGCAUCGAGACUCACGCAGAACGAGCAUUGGAGAAGUCGUGGUUGGAUAUCCAAGAACAUCCAAUAUUCUCCCCGGAUGGCGACAGUUUUCUCAUGCUGGCACAUGUUCAAGAAGGCAGUAGAGAAACCUACACGCACAUCAAGCACAUCACGGUGACCCAGCAGCAUAUCACUGUUCUAAGUCAUGGUCCUCACGAGGUGGUCAAAAUCCUCUCUUGGGACAACAAUAGUCAUCUUAUCUAUUAUCUGGCGACUGAGCAGCACAAAACGGGUCAGAUGCAUUUGUUCGUGUCGCGGGACCCGACUACCGACGAUCCUCGUCGGUUGGAGUCGCACUGCAUCACUUGUGACCUGGGUGACGUGCUCUGGGGAAGCCGAUAUCUCUACGGAAACUGCACUCACUUCGAUGCCUUGGUGAGUCCUCCGUCUAACGGAAUAUCUUCGUCGGUGUACGUUCUUCAAUGCAAAGGUCCUGGUCUGCCACUAGCCGGCAUGCACAAUGCGACGAGCCACAAACUUCUGAAGAUAUUGUACGACACAAGAGCUACGUACGGACCGGUGCUUCAGGAAUUGGCAAUGCCCAAGAAAAAAGCUUUUGAGGUGCCUUUGCCACAAGGCAGCCAAGCCCAGGUGCAGCUCUUCUUGCCUCCGUCCUGGCGGGAAGAACUCAGAGACGCCGCUUAUCCUGUGGUCGUCGAGGUUAACGGUAGACCCGGAAGUAAAGCUGUGACGGAGGAAUUUCGUGUAGACUGGGCUACGUACAUGUCUAGCCAUUGCGACGUUGUGUACGUAAAACUAGACGUGCGAGGAUCGAAAGGGCAGACGAACCGAGCCCUCUAUCACCAACUGGGAGGAGUAGAGGUGCAAGAUCAACUGUCCGUGCUCGAAUACCUGUUAAAUAAAGAUCACAAAUACCACAAAUACCUCGACAAGACGCGUAUAGGAAUAUGGGGCUGGGGCUACGGUGGUUACGUCACUUCCAUGGUACUUGGGUUGGGCAAUCAGCAAAAAGUAUUCAAGUGCGGUAUCGCGGUCAACCCAAUCACAGAUUGGUUGUACUAUAAUUCGGCUUUCACGGAACGGAUUCUGGGUCUUCCGGCAGAAAACUUCAAGGGUUACGUGGAGGCAGACGCCACCCAGAGGGCGAAAAAUAUACCCAGAAAAUCGUUCUUCCUCAUGCACGGCCUAGCCGAUCUGACGGCUCCCUAUCAACACGGCGUGCUUUUAGCGAGAUCCUUGGCGGAAGCUGGAAUCCUGUUCCGAUAUCAGAGCUACGCCGAUCAAGGUCACGAGCUGGAAGGUGUUCAGGAGCACGUGUAUCGUUCGAUGCAAAACUUUUUCGAAGAGUGCCUUAAGUUAGACACGGAAGAAAGGGAGCCAGUGGAGACAGAGGACACUUGAAAGUUAAUCUGUCACCUCGUACCCUACCACAGUCACAUGACGGCCUUUAAAAAACUAUUUCCCUGGGGCGUCCUGUGCCCCUGAAACACUGACCGCGAAGGCGGAGCGUGAGCCAGUGAUAUAGGGCGGUUGGUUCUUCCUAGUUGCCUAACACAAUCAACUUGUUAAAAAAUAUCAUAUAUAGCGCAAUAUAGUGAUUUGAUUGAUGGCGAUUAUUUUGGUAUGAUCGGAAUUAUUCGUGGUGAGCGAGUGGGACAAUGGAGGGCUAUUAUGUUACAUAAUUGAUGAAGAUUUUUGCGAUAGGAAGUGAACUUGCUGGACACUGGAAACGAAUGAACAAAAAUUGGCAAAUUUUUGGAUAUUCAGAUCAACAAAAUCUCAAAACGUUUUGGUCAGGUAUUUCAGUAUAUUAAAGUGAAUAAUUUUUAACAUGGUAAGCCAGACACCGAAUUUUUUUUCAACCUCCAAGCAGAUGAUCUACCUGCCUACCUACAUCCCUAAAGUAUAUAUAAUCAAAGUGAAAAACGUUUAGGUAGGUGUUAAUUUGAUACUUCAAACUUUCACUAAUUUUGAUUAUUUUUGAACUUAAAUCUAAUCGGGAGAGCUGUCUUUAAUUAAUACAACAUAUUCUUUGUAAAAGCAAGCUAUUUGUAAAACACAGGGUUCCGUUCUUUUGGUAAAAUUUGCAUUUGCAAAUGAGGUGAAUUGGGUUUUUUUUAAAAGACGCGAGUUUGGAGUUAUACCUAUACAUAUUUUUUAUUUUUGAGUUAUUCAUGUUAAUUAUUUCAAUCAGUUUAAAAUCAAAUAAAAAUUUACUGAAUUUUUUUCCACCAUUAAUUUACUUAACAUUGAUUGACGACUACCCUCCUGAUGAGGUUCAGGUCCAAAAAGUGUUAAAAUUACUUAAAAAGUUACAAAAUUUGCCAAAUUUUUGGGAAGAAAAGGGUUUUACUUAAAUUACACAUACAUUUUUAGCAAUGCAAAUUUAAGAAGGAUAAAAUUCUGGAUUACCAUAUAAUAAUAAAAUAUUUAUACAACUUAUUUAGAAGCAGAUACAUCUCUGAAAGCAACACACAAUUUUUGGUUAUCCUUUUCGAGAGUCUAGUUAUUUAGUUGCAACUAACGAGAUCGGGAUUAGGAUUAUUGUUUAUCGACUGCUAACUCUAAAAUAAAACUAAUCAUGAUUAGACCGUAAAGUAUUACCACAAUACAAUUCUCUUAAGCAUUUGCAUGUGUAUUUUCGUCAUCAUUAAAACAAGCUAUUUUCUUGAAAAUAUUAAACUUUCACAUAUAAAGGUAUGGUACGCAUGGUAUAUUUAUGCUAACAGGAAAAAAAAGGUAAAGUAAGUGACUUAUAGGAAAUUUGAUUAUCUUAUAUUUUGUACUGUAACCGUAUUAUUAAAAAUUCAUUAAUAAAUUCAAUUGCACAUAUGGCACAAAGUGGUUUUGUGGAGAAUUACUCAAAAUUGAACAAUGUGAAAAAACAGGUUACCUCGAACAUCACAAUUUUCCAGUUAAAGAUUGACAAUUUCUUACUACUAAUAUUAUAGCAGAUCAGAUUGCUGCUAUUUACAUGUGUCUUCCAGCUUUGCCUUAGCCUAAUUUUGUUGGCCACAAACUUGCGAAGAGUUAACAAUUGAAAUGAAAUAUUACUCACCUAGCAUAUAUACAUCGUCAAUAUAAACUGAACACUCGGAACUCAAAACUUAAACAAUGUCGGCCUGUUUUGAAAAAUAUAAAAAAUAUUUGGACAAAUAUUUCCAUAAAUAAAAGCUCGUUUCCUCCAUUACCGCACAGAUACUUUGUAAACUAUAUAGUUUUUUAUUAUCCAGGGUAGUAAACCAUAUACUGCAUUCUUUUGCAACUAUCAAUCAGAUAUCUUGAUAUCUAUUAGUAGUAAAAAAAGUAGGUAAUAAUUUGACAGAUUUUAAACUCUCCCUAAUUUUCAAUCAUCGUCCAAUUAGCUGUGAGGGAAACAAUUUUUACAGAACCUGUUAUUAUUUUUAGAAUUCAUAUGUCAUAUUAGUUACAACGCAGUCCUCUUGAUGACAUAUACAAAAUGUCAAAUAUCGCCGGAAUAGAUAAUUGAAUCAGUAUAGAUAAAAGACAAAAAUCUAUCUCCCACCCUUUUUUUUGUUUUUACAAAUUAUAUAAAGCUCUGAAAGCCGUUCACAAUAUUCGUUUACGUGUAUAUCGAAUUUCCAGGAAUAUAGAUCCCGAUCUCGUCUCGCAAGCAUAUUUUAUUUUUUCAUCUUGAAAGAGACGGUAGAUUGACUGAUCUGGUGAGGCAUUUAAUCUCUGCGGUUUUAAUUAUGUAUAAAAUGUCGAAAAUAUCGCGUAAAUAAUUAACCAGAGCUAAUUUUAAUGCUUUCACAUUCCUAAAAGGAAUAGCGCUUCAAUAAUUUAAUUAUAAGGUACAAACAAUAUUAAACAGGGUAAAAUUUACUGUUGCUUGUAAAUACGUAUGUACUUGGUCAGCAGAUGGUUCACACACACACAAAAAUGCUGGGCAACUUCAGAAAACGCUUAAAAGUAAAUAGUAUAGAUUUUUUGUUACGAAAGUAGGUAUUUACCGAAAAUUUGUUAGAUAGAUACCUGCUGAAUAAUGAUUAUUGUAUGUGAAUGCUCUGCUUUUUCGCCUUUUAUAAUAUAUCUUACAACUCUUCUUGUUUUUAUGAUAAAAACUGUGAAAGCAUUAAAUGUCUAUAAUACUAUUAUGAUAACAUUCUUCGUAUAAAGUUUAGAAAUGCAAUAUUAUGUGAAACAAUGAAACUGAAGUGCAAAAAAAUACAUCUUGUAUUUCUAAACCUUCCCUUCGAUAAAGGAAUUUAAUAAAGUCUAUUUCGUUCUUCUUUAAAAACGUUUUGUUAUUUACUUAAUAACGGAGAAAUGUCAAUUAUAGAUAUAAUAAUUAAGCAAAUUAUUAUAUCAUGUAAAGAAAUCAAUAAAUUAAAACAAAAAAGAGGAAAUAAAAAUAAACAAAAUGGUUGUGACAAGUGAUUAAAUAAUAAAACUGUAACCAUUAAAUUGAAUUAUUAUUACAGAUCGAGUACAUGUUUUCAUCUAUACUGUACGUGGCAAAAAAGACAAUCUUCAAACUGAAUGUUAAAUUUCUUAGCUGUCAACUAAUGAAUAUUAUGUAAAGUAGCUAAGCUUUUUUACUACAAAUCAUUCAGAUGUUAAACUACGUAUUAAGACAAUUUAAAUUCAGUUAAGUAAUAUACAGGGUGAUUCAUUAAGCCAAUGCUGACGAGCAAUUUAUCCUGUUAUAGUCGAUGAUUCUGUGGGGUUCAUUGUUCGAUAAUGAGGUUCUUUUACGACAGCAAUUUGCGAAAAGCUUUUGCAAUUACACAACAAACAACAUUUCAAAUCAAUUCAAAGAAUUAUUUAAAUGAAACCAAAGAUGAUGUUUUUUCAACCGAAAGAGGUAAUCAUUUUUACGAGCUUAAUAAUAUAAUAGGUACAUUUUAGUGGGUUGUAAUCUCGUAGUACAUGAUUACCUAUUACCUACUCUUUAACACGUUCUCGAAACAGUAUUAUAUUUGGCUAAAUGGACCUCACUGUAUUUUAAACGCGCAUUGUUCACAGCAUUUUCUGAAAAGAUCUUCCAUAUUAUUCUAAACUUAAAAAUGUAGGUGUAAUUUGCUGUUGUAAGAACAAAUCAAAACUUUAUAAAAUUGAGUUAGCGAACUCUCCUUGAAAUUCUUUUCGGUUUUGAUUAAACUUCAGCACUUUUAUUUAAUAACUCAGCCUUUAAUUGUGUAUGCACAAGGACAAACAAAGUUACGUCACUGGAGAUUUGCAAUUUAUGUAUCAAGAAAAUUACGAUUGGCUUUCAUAUUAGGUAUGCUAAUGUCCGGAUAUCAAAAUCAAAAAUUAUUUUUUUAGGGUCAAUGUAUUGGGAAUUGUAAUUAUUAAAUCUUUGUUUUUUCUUUUGCGAUAUACAUAAGUUAAUAAAUGACUACUGCAAAACUAAAAAGGUCUAAACAAAUAAAACCGUUUCUUGGUUGUUAGGGAGUGCCCAUUUGUUUUUAGAAGUUCUCGUUGUACACAUCAAUGUUGAUAUUUAUGCAUUAUAAAUAAUAACGUACAGAACACCAAUUAAUUAUAUGAAAUCAAUUUAAGACUUCAGCUAUGUUAGAUAAUGGAAUGUUAAAUGUUUUUGUUUUUGUAAUAUCUAUUAUAAAUAAAUGAAUGAAGCAAACGUUUACAAUAAAUCGUUAAUAAUAUUAAAAAA